AUGAAUGAACUGAUUCUACAAGUGUUGACCUUCAUCAUUUCCCUGUUUGGACUGGCAGGAAAUGCAUCUGUGCUCUGGUUCUUGGGUUUCCGCAUGCACAGAAAUGCCUUUUACAUCUACAUCCUAAACCUGGCUGCUGCUGACUCCCUCCUUCUCUGCCUCUAUAUUACUAUUUGCCUGAUAGAAUUCAUCCUUCACAUUAACAUUUUUACAAAUGGCUUCAUACAAAUGGGAGUAUUCAUUUUCUACAUUGCAGGCCUGAGCAUGCUCAGCGCUAUCAGCACUGAGCGCUGCCUGUCAGUCCUGUGGCCCAUUUGGUACCACUGCCAUCGCCCAAGACACACAUCAGCGACCGUGUGUGCCCUGCUCUGGGCUUUGUCCAUGUUUCUGAGCAUCCUGGACUGGGCCUCUUAUUAUCAUCUCAAUACAACUGAAAAGCAUUAUAAAAAAGUUGAUCUUACUAUAAUAGCAUGGCUGGUUUUUUUAUUUGUGGUUCUCUCAGGGUCCAGCCUGACCUUGCUGGGUAAGAUGCUCUGUGGAUCCCAGAGGAAGCCUCUGACCAGGCUGUAUAUUACCAUUCUGCUCACAGUGUUGGUCUUCUUCUUCUGUGGUUUGCCCUUUGGAAUUUAUUUGUUCUCGUUAGAAUGGAUUCUAAAUUUUUCCCAGGUACAUUUUUACCUUUAUAUGGUUGUAAUUAUCUUGUCCUGUGUUAACAGCUCUGCCAACCCCAUCAUUUACUUCUUCGUUGGCUCCUUUAGGCAGAGGUUGUGGGGGCAGAACCUCAAGCUGGUGCUUGAGCGGGCUCUGCAGGACACUCCUGAGGAAGAUGAAGGUGGAGGUAGCCUUUCUCAGGGAACCCUGGAGAUGUCAGGCAGCAGAGUGGAGCAGGGGUGA
This is a messenger RNA of Sciurus carolinensis (gray squirrel), 894 nucleotides long. RefSeq names its product mas-related G-protein coupled receptor member X1-like. The record is from RefSeq and is a predicted model, not a curated record. Gene Ontology annotation, biological process: G protein-coupled receptor signaling pathway. Lineage: Eukaryota; Metazoa; Chordata; Mammalia; Rodentia; Sciuridae. Gene Ontology annotation, molecular function: G protein-coupled receptor activity. The transcript has a single exon. Gene Ontology annotation, cellular component: membrane. Bases 1 to 894 code for a protein of 297 amino acids.